Molecule: messenger RNA, 1617 nt
Organism: Penicillium macrosclerotiorum
Lineage: Eukaryota; Fungi; Ascomycota; Eurotiomycetes; Eurotiales; Aspergillaceae
Exons: 4
Coding region: 1-1617 (538 amino acids)
Biological process (GO): proteolysis
Molecular function (GO): serine-type peptidase activity
Source: RefSeq, a predicted model, not a curated record
AUGCAUUUGAAGACGGCCCUGUUAACCUCAGUCGCUCUGGCGGCCGUUGUUGGGGCUAGCAAGAGUGCCCGCAAUGUCAAUCCAUGUGCCCAGGUCACCAGCUUGAUGACGGAUGCUAGGCAAAAUGAAGAUGAUGCUAAACUCAAGCAUGAUGGCUUCAAGGGCUUGUCGCCUCUCGUAUCCAUCAAUGGUACCGAUGCCGUUACGUACCUUGAAUCAUAUGCUUCGAUGCAAAGUCUUCAUGAUCGUGACGCACAGUACAACCGAGUUUUUCCAGCAUUGGCUCGCAGCGUCACAAAUACUCCCACAAACGUCGAUGGCAUCUGGGCCUCUACUACAGACUGGAGCGAUGGCGGACCGCUCAUUCUCAAAUAUGGCAACGGAACCGUCCAGACAGUGGAGAAGACAGCGACCCCAACAGAGAGAUUCUUUUCUUAUCAUAACGGAACCGAAAUGUAUGCAGCCAAUUGUAUUCCGCGAAUCUUGUCUUCUACUGCAGCUGCCUCCCCAGAAAUGGAGGAGGCUUCAUCUCCGACGGGGUUCCCGAACACCGCUUGGAGCAACUCCGUCAACUCGAUCGCUGGCUAUUAUUCAAACCUCACUGGUCUCGAGGACACUGGCAUUGUAUUUCUUCCGACAUUCUUAUCCAGUGCGCAGGAGGUAGCGCAAGUUGCUAUUGAGUUUUUGCAUAAUGCUGCUAUGGCCGGAAAGAAGAACAUCUUGAUCGAUGUUGCUGCAAACCCAGGCGGAUACAUGGCCAUUGGACUUGACAUGUUUCGAAUCUUUUUCCCAGAUGCCUUCCCCUACACUGCAACGCGUUAUCGGGCCCACGAUGCUGCCAGAUACCUCACCAAAGCGUACUCUCGUGAGAUUACUCUCGACUCGAGUAAUCCAUACGCAUAUCAGCAAAUGGUCAAGCCUGAUCAAACCAGUGGAUUUGGCUCUUGGGAAGAAUUGUACGGGCCACAUGAUAUUUUGGGAAGUCCCUCGUCGAGUUUGUUGGCCAAUUUCAACUAUACUUCUUCGUCAACCAAAACAUCUCCUAUCAACGGCUACGGGUCUGUUCCUCUUGACCCUCCAAAGUCUCUCUUCUCAGCAGAAAAUAUCGUUAUUAUCACCGAUGGAGACUGCGUUUCAACCUGUGCUUCGUUUGUUAAGCUUAUGAAACGCCAAGGUGUACGCACGAUCACCUUUGGUGGUCGGCCCACCGAGUCUCCAAUGCAAGCUGUCGGUGGUGUGAAAGGUGGCCAGUCUUUGGCAGUUCAGUAUAUCAAUGGCUACAUCCAAAAAGCCAACCAGUUGAUUGCAAAGGCAGCCAACACCUCUUCCCCUCUCUUGACACCGGCUGAAUGGAAGAACUUCAACGAGUCAAGCCCAGGUCUCGCUACUCCAUUCAGCUGGAGCGGCAACGUCAAUCUGCGAAACGAGUACGAUCCUGAGGAUGACCAGACCCCGCUGCAAUUUGUUUACGAGGCGGCUGAAUGCCGGCUCUUCUACACAAUAGAAAAUUACCUUCGACGAGAGACUGUGUGGCAAGCUGCCGCCAAGGCAAUGUUUGGUGGUGACAGUUGCGUGAAAGGGUCAACGAAUGGGAAGGGUAGUUUGGAUGCUCCCUGA